This is a messenger RNA of Rotaria sp. Silwood1, 423 nucleotides long. NCBI's taxonomy places the organism in Eukaryota, Metazoa, Rotifera, Eurotatoria, Philodinida, Philodinidae. The record is from the annotation of a GenBank genome assembly.
AUGCCAUUUGGCGAAAAAAAUAUAAAAUUAUCUUCUGGUGAUACAAUUGUUGUUUCAAAUACUAUCCGCAAUUUACUACCAACUCGAAUUAUUCAAGCUUAUAAAGAAUAUUGUAAAGAAUGUGAUGAAGAAUUUAAACCAUUAAGUGAUACGUGUCUAUUUGAAAUUUUACAUUGUUGUACUGCUUCUAAUCGAAAGUCUUUACAAGGUCUUGAUUAUUUCGCCUGUGAUGGUUUCAAUGCGUUUGAUAUGCUUACACAUUUAUGUGAUGAAUUAACAACACAUGGUAAUUUCAGAUGACAUUCUAAUAAUAACCAAGUUAUUAAUUAAAAUAUUUGGAUUUAUUUACAGAUGUUACUACUUCUCAGAUUGUUGGAUUGAAGAAAGGAUUGCAUGAAUCACGCAAUUGUUUAAAAAAUAACU